Molecule: messenger RNA, 4683 nt
Organism: Rotaria sp. Silwood2
Lineage: Eukaryota; Metazoa; Rotifera; Eurotatoria; Philodinida; Philodinidae
Source: the annotation of a GenBank genome assembly
AUGAUUCUACGAUUUCUUCUGAUAAUUUUUUGUCAAUGGACAUUGAUUUAUUGUCAAUUAAAUCUUUAUAAUACUGAUCGAUCAAUGAAUGAUAAUUCUUUACAAUUUGAUUGUUUGUAUUAUCGUGUACGUUAUGAAAAAUUAGCCUAUCAAGAGUUAUCAAAUGUAAUUGAUAAUAUAAUUCCAUAUUGUUUUCGUCCGAUAAAUCAAAGUGAAUUAUUAACUUCAGAUUUUGAAAAUACACAUAGUCGAACUUUUACUUUCGAUGAAUUGCGUUUUAAUAAUGUUACAACACAACAACUUCUUUCAUGGUCUGCUUCAAUAGAUCUUGUUGAACAAUAUCAAUUUUAUCUAAAUGAAAUAAAUCCUUCUCUAUCGUCAUUAUCAAAUGAAUUAUUCUAUAAUUGUACAAAACCAUGGUUUGGUCUUCAAUGUCAAUAUUCGUUUGAAUUUAGUGAAGAAAUGUCAAUAAAUCAUAUUGUUGAAACAGAAUUUUCUCGAAAAACAUCAUAUUCUGAAUCAUCUAAAAUCUUAACAAAAUUAUCGUGUUAUAUUCAUCUUAAAUGUGAUCGUGGUGGACCUCUAUUAUGUCUUGAUUGGCGUGAAAUAUGUGAUGGACGUGUUGAUUGUCUUGAUGGAGGUCUUGAUGAAGCAUUCUGUUUCGAUAUGGAAAUCAAUGAAUGUAAUCAAAACGAAUAUCGAUGUCAUAAUGGUUUGUGUAUUCCAGAAGAAUUUUGGAAUGAUGGUAUAGGUGAUGCUGAUUGUCUCGAUCGAUCAGAUGAAAUAGCUGAUAUAUCGUAUCCAAGAUCUUGUUUUCAAGAUCCGACAUUUCGUUGUGAAGAACAUUCUUGCAGAACGAAUUGGCAUCAAUUUCCAUGCGGAGAUGGACAAUGUGUACAAAAAUUUGAUACAUGUCAUAAUGGACGACAUGCUUUAUUAAUUCAAUCGAUGACAUUUCAAGGUCAUUUACCGAAUAAAUGUUGGAUUGCAAUGAUUUGUCUUACAAUGUUAGUUAAUGAAGUCAAUGGUAUAUCAUGUCAAUCAUGGUUAAUAAAAGAUUCAGUCAUAGAAUUUCUUCAAACUUGUGAUUUUAUUUUUCAAUUUCCAACGAUUCCUGUUCAUCUUGGUCAUAUUCGUUUUUUAUAUGAACAACCUCAUUUAAAAUUGAAUCGAAGUUCGUUUAUGUUACCCGAUUAUGUUUGUUAUGAUGAAAAAUUAUGUGAUUGUAUUAUACCAACAUUUUUUCAUGGAAAUCUUUCUUGUUUACAUCGCAAUGAAUUACAAUUACAAUUAACUAUUUCUGGACAUCCAUGGAUUGAUAUGAUUUUAGAAAUUAAUUAUCAUUUUUCGUCUUGUUUAAUUACGCACACAUUUUUCGAUAAUAAAAUAAUGUAUCGAAAUAUUUCAUCACUCUAUUCUUGUCAAAAUUCAUCUAAACUCAUUUCGAAACAUCGUAUUGCUGAUGAAAAUAAAGAUUGUUGUAUGGAUGAUGAUGAAGAUCCUCAACUUAGUUGUUUACUCAAUGAUAAAUAUAGAGUUAAAUGUCCUAGUCAAGAUAUAUGUUUAUCAUCAUUACAUUCGAUUCAUGAUUGUCCGGAAUCUCAAAAUCAAUAUUAUAAUCAUGUUCCAUUUUAUAUAUUUUGUGAUGGUUUUGAAGAACAUUCUUUUGAAGAUUUUAAUGAUCAAAGUUAUACAGACGAAUCAGAAUGUAACUAUUGGCCAUGUAAUAAUAUUUAUUCACAAUGUGAUGGUUUUUGGAGAUGUUCAAAUGGAGAAGAUGAAGAUAAUUGUCAUCAUAUAAUAUGUCCUUCUGGGACACAUCCAUGCAUAUCUCCAAUUAAUUAUUCGUUAACUUGCCUAUCUGCCGAGCGAGUUGGUGAUGAAAUUGAUGAUUGUCUUGGAGCAUCCGAUGAAAUAUACUUUUGUCGACAAUUAUAUCCUUUAAAAAAAGAUUAUGAACGUUUUCGUUGUACAAAUAGUGAUCUAUGUUUAUCAAUAUUUGAACUAUGUGAUAGUAUUCAAUCUUGUCCACUUGGUGAUGAUGAAAAAUUUUGUAAAAGUCAACAAUUUAUAUGUCAAGAAAAUUCAUUUAGUAAUAACAGUUUAAUCGAAGAUGUUCUUUGUCAACUAAGUGAAUACAAAAAAAGUCGAAUAAUUCAUUUUUCAAUUCGUACUGGAGCUAUUUAUCCACACUCAACAUCUGCUAUUAUAGAUUCAACUAUGCCAUGGACAAAAGAACAACAACAUCGUAAUUUUAAAACUAUUCAAUCUCGAAUGAAUAAUUCUUCAUGGCCAUGGUAUUGUAAUCGAGGACUUACAACUCGUAUUUGGUUUCGAAAUGAUUUAUUUAAGUAUGGAUGUAUGUGUCCACCCAGUUAUUAUGGAGAUUUAUGUCAAUAUCAAAAUGAAAGAGUAAGUUUAACAUUAGGAUUAAUUAGAGCUGAGAAACAUAAUGUUUAUACUAUUGUUAUUAUGUUAAUUGAUGAUAAUGAUGAACAACAAGAAAUUGAUUCAUAUGAUCAAUUCGAUUAUGCACCUAGUCGAAGUUGUGGAAUUAAAUUAAAUCGUUAUCUUUUAUAUUCUACACGACCAAAAAAUAUUUCAAAAAAUUAUAGUAUACGUAUUGAUGCAUUCGAAAAAAAUGCUAUGACUUAUUGUGGAAGUUGGCAUUUAUCUAUACCUUUUCUUUUGUUACCUGUUAAUAGACUAGCUACUCUACUUGCUAUUCCAUAUCAUCCAGUUCCAAUUUCAUUCAACUGUUCGAUCACAUGUAAAAAUGGUGAAUGUAUUAAAUAUAUAAACAAAGAUAAAUAUUUCUGUCGAUGUUUUUCUGGUUGGUCAGGUGUUCAAUGUAAUAUACCGAUCAAUUGUAAAAGUUGUUCAUCUGAUUCAAUUUGUGUGGGUACAGUCAAAAAUCGGCCAAUAUGUAUAUGUUCUUUAACUAAAUUCGGACCACGAUGUCUUCUUACUUCAUUAUGUACAAUAAAUGCUUGUGAAAAUAAUGGUCAGUGUAUUUCAACUGAUAUAAGCUUUUCUAAUACUGAUUAUGCUUGUAUUUGUCCUGAUCAAUUUUUUGGACCUAAAUGUCAAUAUGUUAAAGCUAAACUCGAUAUAUCUUUAGAAAAUUUGGAUAUUCCAUCUUAUCUAACAGCUUUUUUUUUUACUGUUUCUGAACAAUCAGAACCAACAUGUACAAUUAUGCUUCAAAAAUUAACUCUUUUUCAACGUAUUAUAACAUUUCGUAUUUCCGUUCCAUAUCAUAUUGUUGUGAUUAAAUCAAAUGAUAAAUUUUAUCUUGGUGUUGUACAACAAACUCCAAAGAUUGACAUUUCUACAUCAAUUAAUCCUACUCGAGAAUGUUUUCCUAUUGAAGAAAUAUUUAAUUCUACUUUUAUGAAAAUGCCUCAAUUUCAUCGAAUUAAAUUCUAUCAUAUUCCAUGUCAAACUAAUUUCCAUCUAAAUUGCUUUAUUGAUGAAACUUAUUUAUGUUUAUGUACUACUGAUCAUCAUGCAAAUUGUGUUGAAUUUGAUCAUCAUAAAAAUCUUCAAUGUCCAUCAAAACAUUACUGUGCAAAUGGAGCACAAUGUCUACAAGACCAUCCUAAUUGUCCAUCAUCAAUAAUCUGUGUUUGUAAUGAAUGUUUCUUUGGUAAUCAAUGUCAAUUUUAUUCGAAAGGUUUUGGUUUAUCAUUAGACGAAAUUUUAGGUUAUGAAAUAAAGCGUAAUGUUUUUCUAUUUAAACAAUCAUUCGCAGUAAAAUUAAGUGCUUUAAUAACAAUGAUUAUGUUUACAGUUGGAAUUAUUAAUGGUAUAUUUUCAAUUUUAACAUUUAAAAAUAAAAAUUCUCAAGCAGUUGGUUGUGGAAUAUAUCUUCUUGCUUCAUCAAUAACUUCAUUAUUAAUUGUGAUUUUAUUUACAUUAAAAUUUUGGUUUCUUAUUCUUUCUUAUAUUGAUUUUUUUGCACAAAGAGUGAUUCUUUAUUCAAAUUGUAUGGUAAUUGAACCUUUAUUAAAAGUUCUUUUAUAUAUAGACAAUUGGUUAAAUGGUUGUGUAGCUGUUGAAAGAUCAUUUGCAGUUUUUAAAGAAGUUCAUUUUAAUAAGAAAAAAAGUAAAAAAAUAGCUAAAUGGAUGAUUGGUUUUAUGAUAUUUAUUAAUAUUAUUCUUCUCAUUCCUCAAUUAUCAAAUCUUCAUUUAUUUGAUGAUGAAAAAGAAGAACGUACAUGGUGUGUAGUACUUUAUUCAUCAUCUCUACAUAUUUAUAAUUCAUUUAUAAUAUUUUUUCAUUUUUUGACACCAUUUUUUAUUAAUUUAUUCUCAGCUAUUUUCAUAAUAAUAGCAACUGGUCGUCAAAGAGGUGUUAUAAAAAGUGAUUAUCUUUAUAUGAAACAAUUUAAAAAUAAAUUAAGACAACAUAAACAUCUUCUUAUUAGUCCAAUUAUUCUUAUUAUGUUAUCAUUACCUCGUUUAAUAAUUUCAUUUACAUUAGAUUGUAAGAAAUCAUCUAAACAUUUUUGGUUAUAUCUUAUAGGUUAUUUUGUUUCAUUUAUGCCAUCAAUACUUGUAUUUGUUGUAUUUGUUUUACCAUCAACAGUUUUUAAAAAAGGAUUUAAAGAAGUAAUACGUCAUGGUCGACGACGUGCUUCUUUAUUUAAAAUGGACUUUUAUUCAAAUAAACGUCGUUGA